AUGGAAGCUGAGAAAGGAGACGUACCGUCCAUACAUAAGAAGGAAGAAGAGGAUCUAUCCCCGUUUGAGCUUCUCCCUCGUGAACUGAAAGAAAAAAUUCUGGAGAGAGUGAUAGAUGAGACGGCGGAUCUCUAUGAGUUCCAGAAUUUUUGGAGUUUGAAACGCGUGAACAAGGAGUUCAACUCGAUCUUAAAUAGCAACUAUGCUAAACGUCAUUUUGUCAAAUACCCUUGCUGGAUCAAGAUAAGGGAUUACAACGAUAGUGUUGAUGAAAAAGAAAAAAAGUCAGGUCGAGCAAGAGCUUUGAUAGAGAUCAAUUACCCGAUCAUUCGAGAAGAUAUUUCAUAUGAUCAAAUGUUCGAUUUACACGAUGUUAUGAGUCUAAGUGUGUUCGAGGACUCAUUUCACGAAAUCUUUUGGGAUAGCAUUCCAACAUUCUUCAGAGAUAAACCGUUUCGCAUAGAUUUAGUGUUCGUUGAACCUCUGUCCUCACCUGAUCACCUCAUAUCUACAGUCUUAGAGUUAGUAAAUCAAUCUUCCGAAAAACUUUACGUGCUCUUGUCCCCAAGUUGUUGUGACGACUAUGAUGUCGAUUACCUUAUUGAAAUUUACGAUUUGGACGAAGAUUCCGAUUUCGAUCGUGAUAAAUUGAUAUUAGAUGUAGGAGAACCUGAUCCAGACCUUCUUGAGGCUCAGCAUAACUCCUUCAGGAAGAUAGUGACAGAACUGUUACAUCUUCAAAAAGCUGGAAAAAUCAAAAUUCUGACUGAUAAACAUUUUUUUGAUUUGAUCGAAUGGAUCCAGAUGUUUAGUAAUUAA
Messenger RNA from Auanema sp. JU1783, 819 nucleotides. The record is from the annotation of a GenBank genome assembly. Lineage: Eukaryota; Metazoa; Nematoda; Chromadorea; Rhabditida; Rhabditidae.